AUGCUGAGGCCACUCCAGCGCCGCGGGCUCGCAGUAGCCUGCUCGACGCCACGACUCGCUGGUGGCCGACUUCGGCCGCCGCCGCAGGCACGACGACCGCUCUCCAGCUCCUCCAACAGCUUCCCAACAGCUUCGCAAUUUAACCGGUCAGAUUUUACAGGCCAGCCCUUUACCGGGAGCUAUGAGCCUGGUCUGCCGACGUCCGGCCCGCUGGGAUCCACUCCCGCGUUCGGCGCGCCGCGAAUCACCCCAAAGGUGCUGAAGCAGUACCUCGAUCAAUUCGUGGUCGGACAGGAUCGCGCCAAAAAGGUGUUGAGUGUGGCGGUAUACAAUCAUUACCAGCGGGUGCAGGAGCUGCAGCGGCGCGACGAAGAGGCGGCGGAGCUCCUGGCUAAGCAGCAGCGGAGAGAUGCACUGGAGAGCCAUCCCCUAGAAGCGGAGUUCCCAGGACAACAGCGCACGGUUGGUUUGUCUUCAUCUUCCAAAUCCCGCCAGGCGGCCCCGCUGGAUCCGACCGAAACCGUCGAUGCGUCUGCCCCACAACUGGAUAAGUCCAAUAUAUUGCUACUCGGUCCAUCCGGCGUCGGCAAAACGCUAAUGGCCAAAACCCUCGCUCGGGUACUCUCUGUUCCAUUCAGUAUUUCGGACUGCACGCCAUUCACACAAGCCGGGUACAUUGGAGAAGACGCCGAGGUGUGCGUACACCGGCUUCUCGCUGCAGCGGAUUAUGACGUCGAGCAAGCGGAGCGUGGGAUCAUCGUCCUGGAUGAGAUGGACAAGAUUGCAGCGGCUAAGGUCAGCCACGGCAAAGAUGUCGGCGGUGAAGGCGUGCAGCAGGCGCUGCUCAAGAUUAUCGAGGGCACCACCGUGCAGGUUCAAGCGAAGUCCGAGAAGAACCCUCGAGCUACCAGCCCUCCAAAUACCUAUCCCGCCAACAGUCCUUUGGGCAAUGCCUCAUUCCAACCUAGCGGUCAAGGCCACACGUCUCAGAAAGGCGAAGUCUACAAUGUUCGCACGGACAAUAUCCUUUUUAUCUGCUCUGGUGCUUUUGUCGGUCUACACAAAGUAAUCAUGGACCGGAUCUCACGCGGUUCAAUCGGGUUCGGCCAACCUGUUCGCUCCGCUACAAGCCCGUCCAAUGGCCGACCUGGCUCCUCUGAUACCUCGCAUACCGAGCCUCUUCCUAUCGUCCCGGGUUCCGAGGAGGAGGCAUUAUACAAGAAACACCUCCCGUUCUUCACCUCUGCAUCCCCCUCAACUCCGGGUAGCGAACCAACCUACUUCAAUGCCCUCGAUCUACUAACUCCCUCCGACCUACAAAGCUACGGCUUCAUUCCCGAGUUAAUUGGACGACUCCCCGUCACCGCCGCACUUUCGUCCCUCACACAACCUCUCCUUCUACGCAUCCUCACCGAACCCCGCAACUCCCUCUUAGCACAGUACACGACUCUCCUCUCACUAUCCGGGAUCGAGCUCCGCUUCACCACACCAGCACUGCACAAAGUCGCCGCCAACGCUUUCAAAAUGGGCACCGGCGCCCGCGCACUCCGCACAGAGAUGGAAACUAUCCUCAGCGACGCCAUGUUCGAAGCCCCCGGCUCGAGCAUCAAGUUCGUGCUCGUCACACAAGCCGUCGCCGAGCGUCAAGAGAAACCCAUCUAUCUUGCUCGCGGACAGGGAGGCCGAUUCCACGCAAUGAUCUCCGCAGAAGAGAGCCAGUGGGAGGAAAAGACGCGACGCGAUAAGAAGGGUCAAGAGAAGAAGAAAGGGAAGGGACAGAAUGGGGGUGAGACGACGCAGAAUGCUUCUAGUUUUCAGGAGUAUCGGAAACGAGCAGUCGGGUGA
Molecule: messenger RNA, 1845 nt
Organism: Penicillium riverlandense
Lineage: Eukaryota; Fungi; Ascomycota; Eurotiomycetes; Eurotiales; Aspergillaceae
Product: putative ATP-dependent Clp protease
Exons: 2
Coding region: 1-1845 (614 amino acids)
Biological process (GO): proteolysis; protein catabolic process
Cellular component (GO): mitochondrial matrix
Molecular function (GO): ATP binding; ATP hydrolysis activity
Source: RefSeq, a predicted model, not a curated record